GGUCGACCUAGAAGAAAAACACUUGAUAUGAUAAGAUCAAUAUAGGAGAAUCUGAAACGCAACAGCCGCCAGACCGACGGUAAAUUAACAGGCAAGAAAAUCUCUUUUUGCAUAUGUAGUAGUAACGUUCAAAGUGCGUGGCUAAGCAGCAAAGUCGGCUUUGUUCCAGAGUUUUAUCUGAUUACCUUGCAGAGACUUUCCUGGGAAUGCGCACCGGGAAAGUUCUGGUUUGCAGUCCCGCGGGAAGAGGUGAACAAUGAUGGACAGCGGCAGUUGGGCAGGGGGAGGCUCGGGGUUUGGCUCCGCCUGGCCGGAAGGGGACUCAAAAUAAGCCUGCCCUGCUGGACGCCGCGGGGAUUGAUACGCAAUCAGGAAGAGAGCCAUGGCAAGGCAACCAGCCAAAACUCUGUGGUACGACCGCCCACGAUGGAUAUUCCUGGAGUUCUGCGUGGAGGACAGCACAGAUGUGAAAGUAGAUAUUGACGAUUACAAAGUUGUGUUCAGUUGCAAGAAUGCAGAUGGCGUGGAGUUGUACAACGAGAUUAUCUUUUAUGCCCAGGUUAAUUCUAAGGAUUCCCAGAACAAGCAGUCAGGCAGGUCCAUCACCCUCUUUGCACGCAAGUGGAAGGAAAAAGUGCCUUGGCCACGUCUCACCAAGGAGGACUUUAAGCCAGCAUGGCUCUCAGUGGACUUUGAUAACUGGCGCGACUGGGAAGGAGAGGAGGAAGCGGAGGCGGCCAUGGUUGAGCACUAUGCGGAGCUCAUGCAGAACGUCACCAAGAAAGGUCCACCUCCUGCCAUGGAUGACCUUGAUUUCACCACACAGGUGGUCUCCUGCUGCCCUGGAAAAUUGUCCACAGAAACCGGUGGAAAGAAGGAGACACUUCAAGGAUUCCAUGUCAUCUUGGAAGACACUAUUCUUUUCCCAGAGGGUGGAGGGCAGCCUGAUGACCGGGGCCUCAUUAAUGACAUCCCAGUAUUAAGAGUCACCCGACAAGGUCCAGAUGCUCUACACUUUGUCCAGACACCCCUUGAGCCAGGGAGCGAGGUGCAGCUGGUGCUCGAUUGGGACCGGCGCUUUGACCACAUGCAGCAGCAUUCAGGGCAGCAUCUCAUCACAGCUAUUGCGGAUCUGAUGUUUGGAUUCAAGACGACAUCAUGGGAGCUAGGCCGCCAACGAAGCACUAUAGAGCUGGACACCCCUUCAAUGACAGCAGAUCAGGUGGCAGCCCUUGAGCAGAGGGUGAAUGACAGAAUCCGAGCCAGGAUCCCAGUGGUGGUGCGAGAGCUGGCAGUGGGCGACCCUGAAGUUGAGCUGGUGAGGAGCCGUGGCUUGCCGGACGACCACACGGGGCCCGUGCGGAUUAUAAGCAUUGAGGGUGUCGAUGCCAAUAUGUGUUGUGGCACACACGUCUCCAACCUCGCUGACCUGCAGGUGGUUAAGCUCUUGGGCACCGAAAAAGGGAAGAAGAACAAGACCAACUUAGUUUUCCUCGCUGGGAGCCGAGUGCUGAAAACUUUGGAGCGAAGCCAUGCGACCGAGAAGUCCUUCACAUCACUGCUUAAGACUGGCCCCGAAGAGCACGUGGAAGCUGUAAAGAGGCUACAGAACUCUCUGAAGCUGCUUCAGAAGAGCAACUUGAACCUGCUGAGGGAUUUAGCCGUCCUCACAGCUCAGAGCUUAAAAAGCAACUUGGAUCAGGAACCCGUUCUUGUGUUGCACAGGAAAGACGGUGAUUCUGAGUUCAUGAACAUCAUUGCGAAUGAGAUUGGCGCUGGGGAAACCCUCCUUUUCCUAUCGGUGGGAGAUGAAAAAGCCGCUGGGCUUUUUCUGCUCGCGGGACCCCCAGAAGCGGUGGAGAAACUGGGCCCCAGGGUGGCUGAACUGCUGGAAGGAAAAGGGGUUGGGAAGCGGGGCCGCUACCAGGGCAAAGCCACGCGGAUGAGUCGGCGGCCAGAGGUGGAAGCCCUCCUCCGGACAUUUGUCAGUGAACAGAGCACAGAGCAGUGAUGGGAUGGACAACGGGAAUAAAUGGCGCACUGUGAAUAUGACAACCGAGCCACCGUUCUUAAGGACUGUAAAGUAAUAAACUUAAGGAUCCCUCCCCCUUUGGGUUCUUGCUUUCAAUGUGGCGGGGUCAACAAAGGAGAUUG
This is a messenger RNA of Zootoca vivipara (common lizard), 2154 nucleotides long. NCBI's taxonomy places the organism in Eukaryota, Metazoa, Chordata, Lepidosauria, Squamata, Lacertidae. The record is from RefSeq and is a predicted model, not a curated record.